Messenger RNA from Anopheles nili, 2130 nucleotides. RefSeq names its product opioid-binding protein/cell adhesion molecule homolog. Gene Ontology annotation, cellular component: neuron projection. The coding region runs from base 1 to 1734 and encodes 577 amino acids. The record is from RefSeq and is a predicted model, not a curated record. Lineage: Eukaryota; Metazoa; Arthropoda; Insecta; Diptera; Culicidae. The transcript has 8 exons.
AUGGACGCCGGUCCGAACCGACCGCGUGGAGGACGUGGGCGAGAGACCGCAGCACCCUGCCGCCAUCGGAGUGUUCCGGCCGGUGGAUUAUUGCUGUGGCUGGGACUGCUGACGAUGUUUGUCAAGGGUAAUCCCGAAACUCGUGGUAACGAGCAGGAACUGAAGCCGAGCUUCGCCAGCCCCAUCGAGAACGUGACAGUUCCUAUAGGUAGAGAGGCGACGCUCAGUUGCAUUGUACAAAAUUUAGGUGCCUACAAGGUUGGCUGGAUGAGAGCCUCCGAUCAAACAGUCCUGGCACUCCAGGGACGGGUUGUGACGCACAAUUCGCGAUACAGCGUAACGCAGGAAGAACGCGAUGUCUGGCGGCUCAAGAUUCGAAACGUCCGCGAAUCCGACCGCGGCUGCUACAUGUGUCAAAUAAACGUCACACCGCUGCAGAAACAAGUAGGCUGUGUCGACGUGCAGCUGCCGCCCGACAUCUCGGACGAGCAAUCGUCUUCAGAUCUGACGGUUCGCGAAGGUGGAAAUGCAACGUUCUACUGCCGUGCCACUGGGCAUCCGGCACCGAAGGUCACCUGGCGCCGCAACGAUGGCUAUCCGCUCUAUCUUCUGCGCAACAACAGCGACGUCCGCAAGGUCGAUCAACAUGUUGGCAUCUUCCUGAACCUGACCCACGUCAGCCGAAAGCAGAUGGGCGCGUACUUAUGCAUCGCUUCCAAUGAAGUCCCUCCAGCCGUCAGCAAACGCGUCUAUCUCAGCGUACACUUUCCACCAAAUGUGACGACGGCCAAAACGUUGCUCGGAGCCUACGAGGAGUCCGACGUGGAGUUGGAGUGUGAUGUGGAGUCGUUUCCGCGCUCCGUCAACUACUGGACGAAGGUCGCCAAGGGAGGUCGCUCAGGAGGAGCCUUCUCGAGUGGUGAAAGUUCUGGCCACCAUCACCACCAGGAGGUGAUGUUGAACGGUGAACGAUACGAGAUCCGCGAGCAGCACUUCGGAAGUCUCUACUCCGCCAAGAUGACGCUUCGAAUCCGCAGCUUCACUGAGGCUGAUGCCGGCAGCUACAUGUGCAUAUCAUCGAACGCCUUCGGAAAGGCCAACCGGACGAUCCGGCUGUACGAGAUUAAAAGACCCACCACGACCACCACCACUACGACGACGACGACAACCACGACAACGACGACGACCACCACCACAACCACUCCAGCGCCACCACCUCCGACGGCACCACGUCGAAGGACGACACUGAUGGGCCCCAGGACACCGUACGACUCGACGCCCUAUCCCCCGACAGGAUUCAUCAUCGAGUACUUCACCUACUCGCCGGCCUUCGUCGAGUACGGCGCGAACGGUGAGAGCCACAUCAACUAUCCGCAGCUGACGGCCUACUCCAAAUCGUCCUCGUCGUCGUCAUCCUCGUCCUCGUCCUCAUCAGCGAACUCACACGGAUCCUCGGCGUCCUCGUCGGCAUCUCCACCGUCCACGGUCGCGCUACUCGGAGGUCGAUGGACCGCCGGGACACUCGGUGGAUCGCUCAGCCCGCUCUCCGGCCUGGAGGAUAGAUUUAUGAGCAUUUUGAUCGUGACAGCCCUGUCCUGUGUGUCCUUUUUUCGCUACUUCCAAAUCUAUCUGCCGUGGAUUACACUUUUUCUGCUGCUCGUACUGAUCGGUCGCAAGCCGAAGGAGAAAAUCUCGACCGAGCUCGUCUUUCACCACGCACCGUGCGCCCUGUGAGGGCUUGGGCCACCCACCAGGACCGCUGCCAUCUGUCACCGGUGGGACGGCUGGGACAAACGGGACGAACGGGACGAAUGGGACGACCAGGACAUCACUAGAGCACAACCCAGCACCGACGGACGGACGGUCGUUGCGAAAGAGGUAACGAAGGUAAUGUUGUUUUCUAAUUUGCUAGGAUUAAUCAGGAAACAACGACCCGUUCCGUCGGGCGAUGGGACCGGUUUCGGUUCUACGCCGUGAAGCAUAGAUCAAAUGGCACCCGUGUGAAGGGUGCGUGUAGCGAAGCAAACACACACAAAAAAGGAAACAAAUACACAAAAUUAGCGAGGCAGGCAGCCAGCCCAGGGGUGAACGAAGGCCGGCCGUGUUACGAUGUACAUAUUAAGCAAAUAC